Molecule: messenger RNA, 666 nt
Organism: Strongylus vulgaris
Lineage: Eukaryota; Metazoa; Nematoda; Chromadorea; Rhabditida; Strongylidae
Source: the annotation of a GenBank genome assembly
AUGUCCAUUUCAGCAUUGGCCUUAUUCGAUCAUGUCAAUGCGCUGUGGGGAAGUUUGUUGGACUUAUGCACGCCUGCAACUUGCCAGUACAUGAGCUAUCCAGGAACAACAAAAGCUUAUUAUAUCGAUGAGCGAGGGAAGAGACACUUGUAUUCCGCACCUCAGUACAUGGACUGCGUAAUGUCUUUUUGCGAGAAGUCAAGCAGAAGUGAGGAGUUGUUCCCCACAAAAUAUGGUAGGUCAACCGAGGAUAAACCGAAGUUACAAGGUAGUGCUUUUCAGGUAACCAGUUUUCGGGUGAUUUUGAGUCCCAUAUUAGACGGGUUAUUCGCUUGUUAUGGCAUUGCUGCGGGCACCUGGCAUCGAAGCAUUGGGAUGAGUUGGGUGAGUCAACUGGAACUGCGACCGCAGUGCGCCUUAGUGAUGGCUCAUCUUGCGAAACUCAGCAAAACAUUCGCGCUUCUUGAUAGUAAAGAUCAGCAACUAAUCAACAACAUGGUGCAGACGAUCCGUCCUUCGAAUGUGGCGUCGCCAGGCCGUGGAGACGACCCAAGCAGUGGUGCAACACAACGAUGGAGUCGUGUCCCAUCGUCCAAAAGUGGAAGUUGGGGUGGUCACCCCACGCCGGCCGUCCUUACGUGUAAACCCUACGCGCAAACGUGUUAG